CCAUUGGCUCCGAUUUUGUAUUCUUACAAGAGUAAUGAUAGGCUUUCUGAAGAUCUCGCAGAUUUCAUUGUCCAGGCACAAGAUGAUGCUCUAGCUCGUCAUCAGAAGUUUGUUGUGGCUUUAUCGGGCGGGAGCUUGCCUAAGCUGAUGGCUUCUGGUUUACUCAACAAGACUGGGGUCAAAUGGGAAACAUGGAAAGUAUUCUUUGCAGAUGAACGAGUGGUUCCACUUGAUCAUCCAGACUCCAAUUUUGCAGCUUGUAUGGAUACUCUCUUUUCGAAAGUCCCCAUCGAGCGAAGUCAGAUUACUACUAUCAUGGGACUUCCACCUGAUGGUAUGGACUUGGACGAAAUAUCACCGGACAUUGCUUCGAUUUAUGAAGCUCAAAUACUUGACGAAAUCCGCCCUGAGCCGGAUCAUCCACGUUUUGACUUGAUCCUCCUUGGUAUGGGUGAUGACGGACAUACAUGCUCUUUAUUCCCGCAUCAUCCCCUCCUAGACUCUAAUACCAUCGUUACGUGGCUUAACGAUAGUCCCAAGCUUCCGCCCCAUCGAAUCACUCUCAGUCUUCCCGUACUCAAUUGUGCUCAUAAGCUAGCUUUUGUCUGCACAGGGUCCGGUAAACAAAAAAUGCUUGCUGAUGUACUCACACAGAAACCUUCGCCGUCUCAACCAGCUAGCCUGGUGAAACUCGCAGAUGGUCCGGUAUCAUGGUUUGUGGAUACAGCUGCCGCGAACGGUGGAAGUUAUCCACAAGCCUUUUACAAG
Messenger RNA from Melampsora larici-populina 98AG31, 768 nucleotides. RefSeq lists its product as uncharacterized. The annotation marks the transcript as partial. The transcript is spliced from 2 exons. NCBI's taxonomy places the organism in Eukaryota, Fungi, Basidiomycota, Pucciniomycetes, Pucciniales, Melampsoraceae. Gene Ontology annotation, molecular function: 6-phosphogluconolactonase activity. The record is from RefSeq and is a predicted model, not a curated record. Gene Ontology annotation, biological process: carbohydrate metabolic process; pentose-phosphate shunt.